AUGCUAUUCAAAAGUACCCUGGAUCAAGUAAAAGCAGGUGUUGCUGCGCAUUUCAAGAAUUGUCCGGGCCAGAAGUUGAACCCGGAUGGGUUCAGUACUGAUGAGAACUUCCUGGUUUGUGGCUUGGAUAUGAAGGCUGGUUCAAUUGCAGUACCGGGUCACAAGGAAGUCUUUGUAGAGAUCAAAAUCCGUGCCCCAGUUGGUACAGCAUAUGAGGCAUGGAAUGCGGAUGCGGUGCUCAACAAGCCGUACUGCAUCCAAGGAGCCCAAGCUAUUGGCGACAGUGGUGAUUGCAUCAAGUAG
Messenger RNA from Puccinia triticina, 303 nucleotides. RefSeq lists its product as uncharacterized. The record is from RefSeq and is a predicted model, not a curated record. The transcript is spliced from 2 exons. The coding region runs from base 1 to 303 and encodes 100 amino acids. Lineage: Eukaryota; Fungi; Basidiomycota; Pucciniomycetes; Pucciniales; Pucciniaceae.